Molecule: messenger RNA, 1560 nt
Organism: Nematocida major
Lineage: Eukaryota; Fungi; Microsporidia
Exons: 1
Coding region: 1-1560 (519 amino acids)
Cellular component (GO): microtubule organizing center
Source: RefSeq, a predicted model, not a curated record
AUGGCACAGAGCACACGGCAGCUUCCAAUAAAAGAGCACGACAUCUUCUUGGAGAAUCUGGAGAAGGAGAACUUUGACCUAAAGCUGCAAAUAUCCCAUCUGAAGAGCCGGCUGAACGACUUGACAAACUCGUCGCACACUUUUAUUCCGGCAUGCGACUGCAAAAGGACACAGAGCGAGACAAAAGACGUUCUCUCAGAGGUAAAGGUGGAAAUGGAGAGCCUAAUUGAAAACAACGGCCAGUUAAAAUCGCAGAACGCGGACUUGCUAGACAGGCUGGAAGAGAUGAACGAGCAAAACGAGUCGCUACAAAGAGACUGCGUGAAGCUGUCGCACCACAUCAGCGAGCAGACGCGCAAGGAGACAGAGAGCAAGAGAAUUCUGCAGGAGAUGCAGGCGGAAAUAGAGUCGGUGCGGAUGGACCUGGAGGAGCUGGACAGCGUUAAGAAAAAGAACAAGCGCCUGGAGGAGGAGUAUCUGGCCCUGGACAUCCUGACAAAAAAGCUGGAGAUCGAGUACAAAGAAGAGAACUCGCAUCUUGCAACGCUAAACAGCAACCUGCAGAAGAAAGACAUGCUUCUGCACGACCGGAUACUGGAAAUAAGCAACCAGGUAGCUGGGCAUGCCCGGGAGAACCAGCAGCUGCAGAGCCAAAACCAGGCGCUUUCCCAGGAGAAGAACGCGCUUGCUUUGGAGGCGCAGAACCUGAUGGCGUUGAACAAGUCCCUUCAGGCGCAGCUGCAGAUGAAAACCACCGAGGCCAUCCAGGCAAAGAAUAUGGGGGAGCGGCUUGUGACCGAAAUAAAAAACAAGAGCAAAAUUACGCAGACCCAGAAGGACGAUCUAGAGCGAAGAGCAGAGGAGAUCAUUAAAGAGCGAGACUUUAAAAUAGCGCAGCUUAAGCAGGACAUAGUAGACAUCGGCGGGGAGAUGGAGGUGUUGGGCAGAACCGUGUCGGGAACCCAUGCAGGCCUUUUGGAGUAUGUAAACUAUGUUUCUUCUCUUUCGAAGCGGAUGUCUACGAUGUCCGGUGAAAUAGAAAAGUCCCGGAGGCUUUUUGACUCUUUUGUGCAAGCGUACAAAACAGGGACAGCCAAGCAGGGCGCCGCCGAGAACAGAAUGGCGAGCAUCCACGAAGAAAAAUGCAUGCUGGAGAAAGCCGUUCAAGAAACAAGAAUAGAGAUCGAGAGGAGCAAGCAGGAGAAAAAACGGCUUGCCCUGGAGAAGGAAGAGCUCCUGGCCAGGCUGCAAAUCACUCCAAGCUGCUUGAAGAUAGCAAAGGAGCUGGGCAUCCACGAGUUUAAGUCGAUAAACGACCUUUUUGUGUGCUGGAAAGACUCCCACACAAAGCUCCUGAGAGAGAUAGAAGGCAGGCAUGCGAAAGAAGAGCACGAAAGAAACCUAAAGCUGGAAGAGUUCCAGACGAAGCUGCAGGCCGCCCUGGCUGAGCUGCACUUCUGCAGAGCGUACCUGGAAAAAAAGAAGCAGAUAAUCAAAAUGAUGAAAAAACACGGCGACAAUCCCUCAAUUCUUAACAAGAUAGAUGUAUCCAAUAAAUAA